GCCGAGAGCGAGCGCGUGGCUUCGACGGAGCGAUCGAGUUCCUACGAGUCGAGGAAGAUGUGCAAGGAAAAGGAGACGGAUUUCUUUCUCUGACAGGAUAGGAAUUACGCGAUCCAACGGACGGACGAGCGAACUUCAUUGGGUGUUUCGAACAAGAGGAUAGCUGAGGAGGAAAAUACCUGCAGUUGCCUUGGACGACUAUGUAGGUUGGGGUUGCAGAGAAGGCAUUAUUUCAUCUCGUUGGGCGUUAUUGAACAGGUGUAGUAGAUUAUGUACAUAUUGAAGCGCUGCAUGGGAAUUAGUUGUGCGUCAGGAGAGCCAUUGAACUAGGCCGGGUGACCAGGGAUCUUUUUUGGUGCUGAAGGGUUGGAGACGGAAGUGUUUCCACUGAGUCAACCGAGGAGUCAUAGUAGGUAUAAGUUUUAGCCAUGGCAGUUGCGAAUGGCUGGCCUGAUGAAAAGUCAACCGAUCAGUGGGAUAAUUUGCGGAAGCAGGCGAGGAAACUGGAGAGUGAGCUGGAUGACAAGUUAGUGGCUUAUCGCAAAAUUGCAAGUGGACCUGAGGAUUCAAAAGAUGGAACCGAGGCAUGCAUCAAGGACCUUUUGAAGAGCUUGCAACACGUUAACACCCAGAUGCAAGCAUGGGUGUCAAAUGGUGGCUCACAUGUUCUUUCUCAUACUCUGGCCCGCCACAAGGACAUUCUUCACGAGCUGACUCAAGAAUUUGCUCGAAUCAAUACUAGAGCGAAAGCUAAUCUGGAGCAUGCAAAGUUAUUAGAAACCUUUGGCCGAUCAAAUAAGAAAAAGGACCCAGAGAACGGGCAAAAUGGUGACUCUUCAGAGCAGGCCUUACUUCGAGAGAGUGCGAACAUCAGCAGGACUUCCGGACAGCUAGAUUCUGUGAUUGGGCAGGUUCGGGCAACUUUGAGUGACCUUAAUAUACAGCGCUCGGUAUUUGGGGAUGCGAAUAGCAAACUGGGCCUCAUUCAGUCAAGUUUACCUACGGUGAAUAGCAUCUUGGCUUCCAUCAGGCGCAAGAAGUCAUUGGACAACAUCAUUUUAGCGAUUGUUACGUUCGUAUGUACUAUAUUUAUUCUCAUGUACUGGAUAUCGAAAUAGUCCUUCAUGAGCUUAUGGUUUGGGAAUCUCAAUACAGGUCUCCGAUAGUAGAAUGAAAAAAAAAACUGUAUAUAAGACAUACUACUUUAUACCCUGAUUCUUUCAACUGAGCAGCAGCCUGUGCUCAUGUUUCAAAUUUUAAUAGAAGGCCAACAGUGUGGACGCUUCAGUCCCUGUAAAGGUUUGUUGAGUGUU
This is a messenger RNA of Marchantia polymorpha subsp. ruderalis, 1313 nucleotides long. The record is from the annotation of a GenBank genome assembly. NCBI's taxonomy places the organism in Eukaryota, Viridiplantae, Streptophyta, Marchantiopsida, Marchantiales, Marchantiaceae.